UGAAAGACAAACUUGAGCAACUCGUGUCUACACACUGCUGCAGUGCUAGGUCUCUCUCUAUUUCAGCCUAGCAGGUCUAAAUGCUAAGCUAACCACAUCCUGCCUCUAGCAUCACAUUUAAGGCACAGAGUGGUAAAGAUCCUCUCCCACUCUGGACACGGAGAUCUAAUGUGUUCCUACCUCUUGUUUUAGGAUGCAGAGCGCGUGCUCGGCUCGAGGUCUUCCAGUAAAAGGCGUCAUGCUCAGAGUCUCACGGAGACGUCUGAAGGCAAAGAGAGCCGCCUCAGACAGUCACAGCGGAACAGUCUGUUCUCCAUUCGUAAAGCUUUCAGGGAGCUUCCUCUCUUGGAGUGCUUGUUGAUCUCUGAAUGACUUCAGGCUGAGUCAUGAGUCCUGCUCCUCCCCGCGAUGCGUCUCCUCUGCUGUAACGCCCUGCUGUGUCUCUGCCCGCUCAGGUUUGACUACUGCAGGUUCAUAGAGGCCGACUACGCCCCCAUGGAGACGGCCUACAUGGUCUCGAUGCGUCCGACGAAAGGCUACGCAGCGUCGACCAAGUCGCCCACCGAGGCACACGCGUCCACCAGGUCUCCGGACCGCCGCUCGGCAAACGCUCCCUCGACCCCUCGGGGCGCUCGGCGGCCGCCGGCCGCGCCCAGUAACAGAGAUCCCCAUGGCAACGCAUCCCUCAGCAGCAGCAACUCCGGCUCCUGUAAGGGCAGCGACUGCAGCCCCACCAAAGGACGUCAUCCAAAGUACUCGUGUACGGACAACCAUGGUAUCCGGCCCCCUCCACCGGAGCAGUACCUCACCCCCCUGCAGCAGAAGGAGGUGUGUAUCCGACACCUGCGGUCCAGGCUGAAGGAAACCAUCAACACCCUUCAACACAGGGACACAGAGAUAGAUGAGCUGAGAGGCCAGCUCUACCGGAUGCAGGAGGACUGGGUCGAGGAGGAGUGUCACCGCGUGGAGGCCCAGCUGGCCCUGCAGGAUUCGCGUCAGGAGAUCCAGCAGCUCAAACAGGCUGUGGACACUGUCCGCGCCACGCUCAGCGAAGCAGGCGGACUUAGUGGCGACGUCGGGGUCCAGAAGUACUUUCAGGACAUCAACACCCAGAACCACAAGCUUGAGAAUCUUUUGCUCAGCAUGGAAAUGGCCCAGGCCGGAUUAGCCAAGGAGGGGGAAGCCAUACCGAGCCGUCGGACCCGCGUUGGAGGUUCGGCACCGGCGUCGGUGUCAGGGGAAAGUCCAGGGGGGAUACCCAGACCGGCAGGAGGGAGGGGGUCUUGCUCCUGCGACGGUAGCCCAGCCCGGUCGCUGACCCGGAGCUCCACCUACACAAAACUGAGCAAUCAGGCGCUCGCAGACCGGAACGGCAACGGCCCGGACUUCCCUUGUCUGUCGGCUGACGGCACCCAGGAUAGUGGCUUUGUGUGCUGCGGGGAGAGCAGCAUCCCCAGCCAGGCCGACCUGCUGCUGGAGGCCGCCUUCCUGUCUGAGGAGACGGCAGCUUUACUCAACUCCUACGCACAGACCUUUUCCCAAUCUCUGCCCCAAUCUUUGCCUCACACUCUAGCCGACUCUCUGCCCAACUCUCUUUCCUAUUCCCUGCCCCAUUCUCUGCCCCACACCUUCUCCCAUACCUUACCUCGCUCUUUCCCUCACAGUGCGUCCCACUCCGUGGCCCACUCUCUGCCGCACUCCGCCACCUACGAGAAGCUGUGCACAGGUGAGCGGCUGGCACCCACCCACUGCGGUGGGGCGGGUUGCAUGAGCCAUCCCUGCCUGUCCCACCACCACCUCUACCUGCACCAACUACGGGAGACGGGCAUUCAGACUGAGAGCUGCCCCAUCCCUGCAGGUUACCCCUCCGAUCUGGAUACCAUUGCGGAGCAACGCACUUUCCGCUCCCAGGCCUGCAGCCCUACCUCCACCUGGAUGUCAGAUGAGGGGGAGGAGGAGCUGGACUCCAUCAAUACCACAGCGACGAUCAUGAGCACGGCCACGGAGCCGAUCCCGACCUCCAAAACCCCGCCGGUCCCUCUCUUAACGCGGUCUGCUACUAUGGCGUGUUCCAUGGAAAGUGGGGAAGAGGAAGUGGAGGGAAGGGAAAAGCAAGAGGAGAGAGAGAAAGAGGAUGCAGCAUCGGAGCGACAGGAGGACACAACAGCGAUCAGCCUGACAGAAGAUCAGACACCAAACGGCUCCGAGGGAGGAGACGAGGUGGAGGUUCAGGGUGCAGUGGAGGAGGCAGCACCAGAGGACACUUCAACAGGGACGUUGGGCGAGCUUAACUUUGUCAAAUGCUGUGCAGAAGGCGCACAGGUCGGCACAACACCGGAGAACCCGAGCGUGGAAGAGAUCGAGACGGGAGAGUUGAGUUGCCAAGGGUUAUCACCGGAUGUGGAACAGCCUCAUACCUCGCAGCCACAGAGAUCCACUUCCCACGAGGAGAUAGUCGGUGUCGUCAUAGUGGAGGUGAACGACGAGGACGCCGAUGAGGAUGAAACUAAAGAACAAGGCGCCACGGCGGGCGCCACGGCAGAGGCGGGAGAUCCAUCGAGCUCGGGGACAGUUGAGAAAAGCUACUGGAGUCGUCACUUCCUUGUUGAUCUUCUGGCGGUGGCCAUUCCCGUGGUGCCGACAGUGGCGUGGCUGUGCCGCGGUCCGGCCCGCGGAGGACCGCCCAUGUACCACCUCGGGUCGCUGUUGCGGGGCUGUUGCACCAUGGCGCUGCACUCGCUCCGCAGGGGCGGUGGAUUGAGGCAUUACCCUGCGGGCGGGGGGAACCUGGGCGGGACGCAGAUAUAAGAGGGCCUGGGUCCUUGCUGGAGGAUACCUGGAGUACAAGAGGAGGAAGAGGAGGAUCUUCCUCCCUGCAUUCCUCAUCAACAUGAAUAUGACUAAGAUCUCUGACUGGCGACGUCUGUUCUGUCUGGUCCUGCUCUUGGCUGUCUCUCACCCCAUUGGUCCUUGCUGUUGCUUCCAAGAUGUCCGCUAACACUGAAUGAGCCGGUGGAAAUGAAUGAUCUCCACCUGGAUGUUUAACGCUGAUUGUUUUCUUUUUGAAAUGCAGGGAAGUGUUACAGGUGCAUUGAUUAGUCGACCUGCCGUCUCAAUUCGAACGUGUUGCUAUGAUGAUGUUGGUGAGUGAGUCCAUGAAAUAUGAUGUGCGUAUGUCAGAGAAUGUCUUUGUAUAACCAAAAGGGGAAGAUCCACCUGAUUCGGAUUUCUGGAAACAUGGACUUCAUCUACUACCGAGAAAUCAAAGAUGUAGACCAAGAACUCAGGUUGGUUCUAAGGUAGAAGGUUCGGGUCGACUCAGGCUGCCGAGGACCGUGGACGCUGGUGGGGGGGUAGGUGGGCUGUCUAGCCAAACACGGCGGGGUGGUCCUGGUCCGAACAGGAAGGCAUUGUGCAAACUCAGCCGGCUUUUAACACACCGGUUGACCCCGAUUUUUUUUUUUUUUGAGUCGGAACGAAUUUCUGCGAAAUUUGUCGUCGUUGGUCUGAGUCGGAUUGAGAUCUAGAACACAGCUGGGACGUCUCAUAUUACGAUGAGACGUGAAGUACGAUCCAGAAAAGCUGGUUUGACCAACAGAUCCACGACUUGGAGUCAGAACAUCUCAAAUGUAGCUCGUUUGGAGCCGAUUAGCUUAGCUUAGCAUGAAGAGCGUUAGCAGGUGGACACAGCUCUUUAUAAAGAUUAACAUGCUCUGUCUCGCCUGUGGAACACAAACAGAAAUGUAAAAAUCAAAGUUAAGUGCUUAAAAUAUUUAUUUUUAUCAAAAUGCUGAGGUGUUGUUGGUAGAUUUUUAUUUGACUUCGAACUUUGGACAUUUUCCUUCUUGGCAAGAAAGUAAAAAAUGCAUUUCCCAAAACAGCUGGAAUGAGACCGGAUACAUCGUGGAUUACUCAAUCAGUUGAUACUCUUGGAUAUAGACAUAUGAUAUAUAUAGAUAUAUGUAGAUAUAGAUAGCUCUUCUUCCUAAAUCUAAACAAAAGGCUGCAAAUCUAAAUUCUGAGGAUCUUUUCGUCGCUUCCCAUAGAAAACGGACAGGAGGUCACUGAGUUCGAUGAGUUUCCACGGUGAUAGGAUCUCAUCUGAAGAAUCAAUGACGGUCAAUGAAUCCACGACUGAGUCUUCAAACCUACACGUGUAUCCAACGGAGUAGAAAAUGACCGUUAGCCGACCUAGCCGUAGCAGACAGCCGUAGCCGGGUCGUCCGUCACGAGGUAGCUGAGCCCGAAGAGAACGGGACCGUAAUGAAAUAAAAUGACAUCUCUCUGCAUUGAAGAAGACUUGAAAACUAGAGAUCGAUCCCACAGACUCACGGUUACCGAGGUAAUAAAUCAAGUUAUACAACCGGACCUCUGGCGCCCCCAGGUGGCCAUUCGGAAGCAUCGGUUUCAACCCUUCCUUUAAAAAGUUCUAAAUUUUUGGGAAACGCUGCUUUUUGCUUUCCUGCCGCCGCGAAGCAUCUGAAGCAAAACUCAGAGGAACUCUUGAAACAUCGCAAAAAAAAUAGUUCCGCUUUCAUUUCACACGGCGAACGUAAUAAAUCAAUUCCACGACUAGCGUGUCGAUCCUCCGCUGUACAUUGCUGCUCGCGGUGUCGUCUCACUGGUGUGUCCUCUGUGUGCGUGUGAAGUUAGUCACCAACAAUAAAGUCCACUUCGUCCUCGUGGGGCCGAUGUUUGACUUGAGUCAGAAGAAACAUCUCAAAGCACCGACAGUCAGAGGACCUGAACGCGUCUUCAGAAGCAGCAUGACUUGUUUUUUGGGGUUUUUUCAAUAUUUGUUUGACAUAUUUUGCACUAUUGUUCACUUUAUACAUUUUAAAGCGAUAACUUGAAGUGUAGAUCGUACGUGGAUCCAAAGUGUCGAGUGUCAGCCGAGUGUUCCCGAUGUGCCGAUCGCGGUUUAAGGCCCGUUUCCAUGGAUGGAUCCUUUAAAAAAUACUGUUUCAAUACACGCCGCGAUGUCUGUGAAUACUGCGAAGCGGUCGAAGGUUCAGAGGAAACGAACGCCGGGCGAGGAAGAGCAGCGGCGGAGCUUCGUGGUCAAAACGAUGUCCACGACAAUCAUGGCGACGGCCGUCUGUGGUUUGGUUUCACGGACCUGAAGGAACCGUAUCGAGGUCCAUGAACAGAUUGAAGGACCGGAUUGAAGGCCUUAGAGACUCGACUCAUUCCGUACGGCCCCCUGGUGGACCAGGAGGGUAAAACAUGAAGCCAUAGAAUCUUGUGUGGGGAAGCAGGUGUGAGAAUGUGGGAGGCGGCCUCCUCCUCCUCCUCCUCGUCGAUGUUUUGUGAAACUAAAUCUCUAACGUUGAAAGUCGCAUGAAUGAGAACUUCUGUGUGUCAGAUGGACUUUGAUUUGAGUCUUUAGAAGAAGACGCAAGGGAAGGAAAGGAUGGAGGAAAGGAAAGGGGGUAGGAAAGGAAAAGGAUGGAGGGAAGGAAGGAAAGGGGGUA
Messenger RNA from Pseudoliparis swirei, 5474 nucleotides. RefSeq names its product syntaphilin b (gene snphb). The coding region runs from base 409 to 2808 and encodes 799 amino acids. Gene Ontology annotation, biological process: neuron differentiation. The record is from RefSeq and is a predicted model, not a curated record. The transcript is spliced from 4 exons. Gene Ontology annotation, cellular component: cytoplasmic microtubule; mitochondrion. Lineage: Eukaryota; Metazoa; Chordata; Actinopteri; Perciformes; Liparidae.